This is a messenger RNA of Aphis gossypii (cotton aphid), 2090 nucleotides long. It is a transcript of the gene shd, whose product is annotated as ecdysone 20-monooxygenase. Gene Ontology annotation, molecular function: iron ion binding; monooxygenase activity; oxidoreductase activity, acting on paired donors, with incorporation or reduction of molecular oxygen. The transcript is spliced from 10 exons. The record is from RefSeq and is a predicted model, not a curated record. NCBI's taxonomy places the organism in Eukaryota, Metazoa, Arthropoda, Insecta, Hemiptera, Aphididae. Bases 243 to 1871 code for a protein of 542 amino acids.
ACUUGAAUCUUGGAAUACGAUAUAUAACGUCGGUGCGCCUCCAGAGUCGUCUUAUAGUUCGUCUUGUUCUCAGUGCGGUUUACGUACGAUCGACGGCACGCGCGAAGAACGGUACCUUUACUUACACGUCCGAUGGAUUUUUGUGUGGUCUCUAAGAAUAUGAACAAACCGUAACCAACGAAUAUUUACGCAUCGAACGCGGACGAGCGUGAAAAACGUGCACGCAUAGACGCCUCACGAGAAUGGUACUACAGGAAAAAUAUUGGACCAAAAUUGAAGGUGCCUGUUGCAUAGUGGUUGCAUACAUCACGGCUCUGAUAAAACUCGUAUUGAAGUACAUCGUCGGAACUUAUUCGGAUUUCGGAAAUCAGUGCGAUUCUCAGCGAAAAAUUUACAAAACAGUUGCGGAUAUUCCAGGACCAAGGUCAUUGCCUGUAUUCGGAACAAGAUGGAUCUAUUGGAAAUUCGGUUUGUAUAAACUGAAUGCCGUACAUCUAGCAUACAAAGAUAUGUUUAACCGGUAUGGAGAUAUUAUUUGCGAAGAGGCAUUAUGGAACAUACCAAUUAUAAGUGUCAAAGACAGAGAUUUCAUCGAAAAAGUACUUAGAGAUAGUGGAAAGUACCCUAUCCGGCCUCCAAAUGAAGUAACGGCGAAUUACAGAAAGUCUCGACCGGAUCGCUAUACAAAUACAGGACUUGUGAAUGAACAAGGUGAAGUUUGGGCGAUGUUAAGAAAUAAACUGACACCGGAACUUACUAGUCCUAGAACAAUACAACGUUUCUUGCCAGAAGUUAAUCAAUUAGCAGACGAUUUUAUCAACUUGAUUUCCCAAGCGAGAGACAGCAAUAACGUAGUCGAAAAAUUUGAAUCGUACUGUAACAGAAUGGGAUUGGAAAGCACAUGUACGUUGAUUUUGGGCAGGAGAUUCGGAUUUUUGGACGGAGAAGUUAGCGAGACGGCUACGCGUCUAGCAGAUUCCGUAACUAGUCAGUUCCGAGCAUCUCAGGAAGCGUUUUAUGGGCUUCCCCUCUGGAAAUUAAUACCAACAAAGGCGUAUAAAGAAUUUGUAGCGAGCGAAGACGCUUUAUACGAGCAAGUACAACUUGUAGAUAAGUUAAAAAUAUACGAUUCUAAUAAACGUUUUAAAUUGUUCGAAUUUAGCAUCGUGUCCGAAAUCGUAGACACGGCCCUGAUUGAUGAGGAACAGUCUUGCACAGACGUACGCAGCGUGUUCGUAUCUAUACUUCAGGUAUCAGGGUUGGACAACAGAGACAAAAAAGCCGCGAUUAUUGAUUACAUUGCCGCUGGAAUAAAAACACUAGGAAACACCCUUGUGUUUUUAUUAUACUUGGUUGCCAAACAUCCGGAUGUACAGGAAAAGAUAUAUAAUGAGAUAUCAUUAUUGGCUCCAGCAGGUACAUCUAUUACUGCUGAACAUUUACACAAAGCCACAUAUUUGCACGCGUGUAUAUCUGAAGCUCACAGACUUCUACCCACUGCUCCAUGUAUUGCAAGAGUUUUGGAAUCGGAAGUCGAAUAUGACAAUUACCGAUUGCCAUCAGGGACUGUUGUUUUGUUGCACACCGGAUUAGCGUGUUUGGAAAAUAAAAAUUUCAUAGAUGCUACUUCUUACAAACCGGAAAGGUGGUUAGACGAUUUGACGAAAAAAUCACCGUUCUUGGUCGCACCGUUCGGUUGUGGCAAACGAAUGUGUCCUGGGAAGCGGUUUAUAGAAUUAGAACUUCAAAUUGUUUUAGCAAAGAUGGUUAAACAAUUUCAUAUCAAUUUUGAGGGACAACUAAAAACUGAAUUUGAAUUUCUUUUGACACCCAGCAACGCAAAUUUUAUUCUACGAGACAGAAAUUGUUGAUGUUUUUAGAUACUUUAUUAAAUUAAUCCUACAAUAAUUUAAUAUACGUAAUACUUUCAUAGGUAUAUCGUAUAUUAAAUAAUAAUUAAUAUUAUAACAUUGAAAUAUUUAUUUUAUUGUACUGCUAUAAAGUUAGACAUAUUAUCAUCAUAUUUUAUAUUUUUUUAAACCUUGAUUAUUUAGUAUAUAUUAUAAAAGCUAUAUACAUUUGUAUUUGUA